AACAUAAUAGAUAGUGGGUGGGAAUGCCUAGCAUCAUGGCAGUGUUUUAUGGCUAAGGUGCGGGCUGGUUCAUGGAGAGAAUGCAGAUGGAUACGGUCCCUACGUAAACAGCGUAGGUGCGCAGUAAUGGAGGGCGCGGUUUCCUCGAGCUUUAUUUCCCCCCGCGGCUUCCGUGCAGCUGAACGCGGAAGACAAACGCAAAGCCCAGGAGUCCCGUCGAACUUCCUCUGGACACUGGAUUUAGUUUGGAGCCUGAAUUCAUAAUCUGACCAAAUUGUUUAGUUAGCCAUGUGGCCUAAUCAAGGUCCUCCUGCUCCAAUGGGUCCAUCAAACCCUGCAUAUCCGCCUGGUUACAACCCUGCAUGUCCUCCUGUCCAUCCACAAGGAGUCUUCCCCCAGGCUCCAAACCCAGGUUACCCAGCUGGUCAGUACCCGGCUGGUCAGUACCCGGCUGGUCAGUACCCGGCUGGGAUGAACCCUGCCAUGGUACCUACAGGUCCUCAAGGGAUGAUGCCUUAUGGAGCUCCUGGACCGAAUACUUAUCCCAUGGCCCCAGGUGGAUAUCCAGGCGUCCCACCUGCUUGUGUUUACCCUGGUCCCUACCCACACUCUCCAAAAGGGGGUCACCACAAAGGUCACCACAAAGGCCAUCAUCAUGGAGGUGUCCAUCCCAUGGCUGGAGGGGUGGCUGGGGGAUUAGCAGGAGUGGGAAUUGGGUUGGUUGGACACAAAGCCAAUAAAAAGAUGAAGAAGAAGAUGAAGAAAGCAAAUAAGGGCCACAAGCAUGGGCAUCAUAAACAUGGCAAGUCUUCCAGCAGCAGUAGCAGCAGCAGCAGCAGCGACUCAGAC
Molecule: messenger RNA, 849 nt
Organism: Menidia menidia (Atlantic silverside)
Lineage: Eukaryota; Metazoa; Chordata; Actinopteri; Atheriniformes; Atherinopsidae
Source: the annotation of a GenBank genome assembly